This is a messenger RNA of Brenthis ino (lesser marbled fritillary), 1713 nucleotides long. Lineage: Eukaryota; Metazoa; Arthropoda; Insecta; Lepidoptera; Nymphalidae. The record is from the annotation of a GenBank genome assembly.
AUGUCGUCGGGGGCUGCGGUCUCGUCAAUGUCGUUGUUGCCGUGCUUGGGUGAGAAGACAAACUUCAGCACGUGGAAGUUUCGCCUCAAACUGAUGUUAGAAGAUAAACAAGUUGCAUACGUAUUAAAAGAAGGAGACAAUGAAAAAGAGAAAUCCGCCGAAUUUAUCAAAGACGAUUCGAGGGCAAAGUCUUUAAUUGCAAUGUGCGUUUCCGACCGCUACAUUGAAAUAAUAAAGGAUGGGAAAACAGCGAGAGAGAUGAUUACGUUAUUGGAAAAUACAUUUGAGAGAAAAAGUGUCUACAACAGGUUCUACCUAAAACGCAAAUUAAUAACUCUAAAGUGCAAUGAGCCAUUAGAAACAUACCUCAUAAAGUUCUCAUCAAUUGUUAAUGAUCUCCAGGCGAUUGAAGUCAAAAUUGAUGAUGAAGAUAAGAUUUGUUACCUGCUGUCAUCGCUGCCUAAGGAAUAUGAUCCUGUAAUUACAUCCAUCGAGACCAUGGCUACAGAGAAGAGACUGACAUUUGAUUUUGUAAAAGCCAGAUUGCUGGACGCUGAGACAAAAAUCAUCACAAACAAGGACACAACCGAUCAAGAGAGUGCAUUCAUCACAUGUUUUACUUGUGGUAAGCCGGGACACAAAAGCUAUGAGUGUAAAGAUAAGAUUAAUGAAAAAGAGCCACAUCGAGGCAGGAGCCGUGGGAGAGCUGCUGGCCGAGGUCGCAGAGCUGCACGAGGACAACCCACACGAGGUCGAGGACAACGUGGUCAAGCCCAAGAGACAUCCCUAGCUGGUAAGGUGGAAGUUGGAUUUUUUGCCAGUGAAUACAUGUUUGGAUUAACUGAAAAUUCUAAUAUUACAUUUAUUGUAGAUUCAGGUUGUACCCAACAUAUUAUAAGUGAUCAAUAUGAACAAUAUUUAACUGAUAUUAAAACAUUGCAUAAAAGUGUUAAAAUAUAUGUUGCUAAUGGUCAAUAUAUAGAGAGUAAUAAAAAGGGAAAGUUGAAGUUCAUGUAUAAACAUAUAAAAAUAAAUAUAGAGGCAUUGAUUGUAAAGAAUAUUUCAUAUAAUUUAUUGUCAGUAAAUAAAAUAACUGAAGCAGGAUUUCAUAUAAAGUUUAAUAAAACAAAAGCUGUAAUAAGAAAUAAAAAUAUAUAUGUUAUUUGUUAUGCUGAGGGAAUGUUAUAUAAAUUAAAUGCUCAAUUAUGUAGUGAAAUAUGUAAUAUCAGUAAUAACAAGAGUGAUGAUGUUCAUUCUAACAUUUGGCAUAGACGGUUAGGUCAUUUAAAUAAAAAAGGAUUAGGUAUUAUGAAUUUACAGGUUUCUGAAAAAGUUUGCGGCCCAUGCAUAGAAGGUAAAGCUACGAGAACACCAUUUAAGCAGACGCCGAGACCUAGAUCUAAGAGAGUAGCAGAGUUGUUGCAUACAGACAUUGCAGGUCCUACCAAGAACUGUGGUUUAAACGUGAUUGAAAUACCCCAAUCUGAGGAGGAGGGCGGGGUGGUUUUUUCAACAACCCUUGAGGUGCCCCGCUGCGCUGCUCAGACACAUGACCGUGUCAAUCAGCGAAGCAGUGGUCUCGCGGUAAUGGAGUGCCAGUGGCGGCGCGUGGCAGCCGCCCUGCGCACGCGCCGCCGCCCGCCCGCACGUGUCACCACUCCCACCGAUUAUAUGCUACCUCCAUAUGAGAAAUAUGAAAAAUCUGAGAAUAUU